Messenger RNA from Capsicum annuum, 2135 nucleotides. Its product is annotated as calcium-dependent protein kinase 2. Gene Ontology annotation, cellular component: cytoplasm; nucleus. Gene Ontology annotation, molecular function: calmodulin binding; ATP binding; calcium ion binding. The transcript has 8 exons. The record is from RefSeq and is a predicted model, not a curated record. Lineage: Eukaryota; Viridiplantae; Streptophyta; Magnoliopsida; Solanales; Solanaceae. The coding region runs from base 109 to 1701 and encodes 530 amino acids. Gene Ontology annotation, biological process: peptidyl-serine phosphorylation; protein autophosphorylation; intracellular signal transduction.
UUUUUAGUAGUUUCAGGUCUUACGAAACCCACUUAGUACAAUGUCUGAAGAGCAUUUUGCCUUACUUUCAUUCCUAAACUCUUUUGUUGAUUCUUGAUUCCUCAGAUAAUGGGUAUCUGUUUGAGCAAAACUAAACCAGCAGAGUCCAAGUCCCAUGGGCACCAUAGAUCAGGAGGCGGGGGUGGGGGAGGAGGACAUCAUCAUCAUCGUGGAACCCAUCAAACUCAGAUACAGUAUACAAAAUCUCCAGGCCAAGAAGCUCAAUUACCCACGAGGCCUCAAGCAAGUCCAAAACCAGUUUUCAAGCAAGAAACCAUUUUAGGUAAGCCAUUUGAGGACGUUAAGGCACACUAUACACUAGGUAAAGAAUUGGGUAGAGGUCAAUUUGGGGUGACAUUUCUUUGUACUGAAAUAGAAACUGGUCAUCAAUAUGCUUGCAAGUCAAUAUCAAAGAAGAAGCUUGUUACAAAGUCUGAUAAGGCUGAUAUGAGGAGAGAGAUUCAGAUUAUGCAGCAUUUGAGUGGACAGCCAAAUAUUGUUGCAUUUAAAGGUGCUUAUGAGGAUAAGAGUUCAGUGUGUCUUGUUAUGGAGUUGUGUGCAGGUGGAGAGUUAUUUGAUAGGAUUAUUGCUAAAGGACAUUAUAGUGAAAGCGCUGCUGCAUCAAUGUGUAGAGCAAUUGUUAAUGUUGUCCAUGUUUGCCAUUUUAUGGGUGUUAUGCAUCGUGACCUUAAGCCUGAGAACUUUCUCUUGUUAGACAAGAGUGAAAAUGCUGCUUUGAAGGCAACAGAUUUUGGCCUGUCUGUGUUCAUUGAAGAAGGUAAGGUGUACAAGGAUAUAGUUGGGAGUGCUUACUAUGUUGCCCCUGAAGUCUUACGGAAGAGUUAUGGCAAAGAAAUAGAUGUUUGGAGUGCAGGUGUUAUGUUGUAUAUACUACUCAGCGGUGUGCCUCCCUUUUGGGCAGAAACGGAGAGGGGUAUAUUUGAUGCCAUAUUAAAAGAAGACAUUGACUUUGAAAGUCAACCUUGGCCUUCUAUAUCAAGUAGUGCAAAAGACCUGGUCCGCAAGAUGCUCAAUAAAGACCCAAAGGAACGCAUUUCUGCUGCUCAAGUUCUUGAGCAUCCUUGGCUCAAGGUAGGUGGAGUCGCAUCAGAUAAACCAUUAGAUAAUGCUGUCCUCUCAAGAAUGAAGCAAUUCAGAGCUAUGAACAAACUCAAGAGACUUGCUUUAAAGGUCAUUGCUGAGAAUCUCUCAGCAGAUGAAAUUCAGGGGCUCAAAUCAAUGUUCCAUAAUAUUGACACUGAUAAUAGCGGCACAAUCACGUAUGAAGAAUUGAAGAGUGGAUUGGCCAGACUUGGAUCAAAGCUCACAGAGGCAGAAGUUAUGCAAUUGAUGGAAGCGGCUGAUGUGGAUGGAAAUGGUUCUAUCGACUAUAUUGAGUUCAUCACUGCCACCAUGCAUAAACAUAGACUAGAAAGAGAAGAAAACCUAUACAAAGCAUUCCAGUAUUUUGAUAAAGAUGGCAGUGGGUUUAUCACAAGAGAUGAACUCGAAACAUCUAUGGAAGAGCAUGGAAUAGGCGAUCCAGCUAGUAUAAGGGAAAUAAUAUCUGAAGUAGACGCUGAUAAUGAUGGAAGAAUCAACUAUGAGGAAUUUUGUACAAUGAUGAGAAGUGGAGCUAAACAGCCAGGCAAGCUCUUCUAGUAACACGACUUUCCUAGUUGAUGGAGGCAAACCUUGGGAGUGAUUCUUCAAAAUUUGCACUAUGGACUGUUGCACUGCCAUAGGGAAGACAUCAUACAUGGCCAACCUUAACUAGUUGGAGUUUCAAAGCUCCCAAGUGGAAACCUGUAAAUUGGUGAUUAUUGUUUCUAGAAUCUAUGUUCUCUGUGGUUCUUUUUUCUCACUUUUGUAUAAACUACUUGUCUACUCAUUAGUUACCAAGUUAUUUUCUAUCCCACAAAGAUGACGGAGGAAAUGGGUGAAUAUAGCUAUCUACAAUUUGAAUGGGAGAAAAUAUCCUGUAAAAACCACUUGUGUUGCUUUUAGAUUUCUUAUAUUCUAAUAUAUAGAAGAGCCUUGGAAGCAGGCGAAGUUCGUCAUGCCUGCUUUCAAGGGAAAACAAGUCUUUUCACAAA